CAGCCCCACUUGUUUUUUAAUCAAUAAAGAAAUGCCAUCUUUGUCAAGCUCUCAACUUUGAACCAAAUUCUGUCUCCCAUUUUGAUAUGUCCACAUCUGCUUUUUUACUUUGGCAAGGAUUAAGAUAAGUAUCAGAAGGCAAAGCUGUCCACAAAAGCAGAAGGGUAGUUAAAGUCAAGGAAGGAACAGCUCAAUAGGCUUCUCCCACGAUACAGAUGAUUAAACGACGUCGUAAUGCAACAGUAUGUAUAUGUUAGUCAACUACUUCUUACAUUGCGCUGGAUACGCGUACGCUGUAAUAAUUAGUAUUCUCUUUGACGCGCUUUCUGAGCGUGGUUUCACCUUCUCCCUACAUCGUCAACCUUACUCAACUGUGAAACUUCAAAACACAUACUUAAAACGUUACUCAAAUCGUUGAAUCUUUUCCCUAUUUGAAGUCGAUCUUAAUUGGAGACUAAGCUCUUGAAAAGAAUAUUUUUGUGUAAUUUUGUAUAAGUGUAUGGAGACGAAGGCGCCAGCGAGGACGCUGUUAAAGCAGUCAUCGUUAGCUCCGGAUCGGCAGCGGAAGGAGGCGGAGCUGACGGAUGGAGAAGGCGACGGAGAGGACAUCAAGCCGGAGGUGAGGUUGAUGUAUUUGGCCAAUGAGCGUGACUUGGAAGGCAUAAACGAGCUCUUAGAUUCAGGCAUUGAUGUAAAUUUUCGCGAUAUUGAUGAUCGUACGGCUCUCCACGUGGCGGCUUGCCAGGGCUUCGUGGAAGUUGUCGAAUUGUUGCUCCAACGUGGCGCUGACGUGGACCCCAAGGAUCGUUGGGGAAGCACGCCUCUUGCAGAUGCUAUAUAUUAUAAAAACCAUGAUGUGAUUAAACUUUUGGAGAAACAUGGAGCAAAACCUCUGAUGGCUCCAAUGCAUGUCAAUCACGCCCGUGAAGUUCCAGAGUAUGAAAUUGAUGCUCAUGAACUCGAUUUUACUAAUAGUGUUGAUAUUACUAAGGGGACUUUCCGUAUGGCAUCAUGGCGUGGAAUUCAAGUUGCUGUAAAAAAGUUGGCGGAGGAAGUGAUUUCUAAUGAAGAUAAAGUGAGGGCAUUCAGGGAUGAGCUUGCAUUGCUUCAAAAGAUUCGACAUCCAAAUGUAGUCCAAUUUCUAGGUGCUGUAACACAAAGUAGUCCUAUGAUGAUUGUGACAGAAUAUUUACCUAAGGGAGAUCUUCGUGCAUUCUUGAAAAGAAAAGGAGCACUGAAGCAAUCUACAGCUGUGAGAUUUGCACUUGAUAUUGCAAGGGGAAUGAAUUAUUUGCAUGAGAAUAAACCAGUCCCAAUCAUUCACCGUGAUCUUGAGCCUUCAAAUAUAUUGCGGGAUGAUUCUGGACAUCCUAAAGUUGCAGACUUUGGAGUUAGCAAGUUGCUCACUGUUAAAGAAGAUAAACCUCUUAUUUGUGAAGACGCUUCAUGUCGGUAUGUGGCUCCCGAGGUUUUCAGAAAUGAAGAGUAUGAUACCAAAGUAGAUGUAUUCUCAUUUGCUUUAAUUGUGCAGGAGAUGAUUGAAGGUUACCCGCCAUUUUGCAUGAAGCAAGAUAAUGAAGUACCUAAAGCAUAUGUUGCUGGACAGCGUCCACCUUUUAAAGCUCCUGCAAAACGUUAUGCACAUGGACUUAAAGAGUUGAUUGAAGAAUGCUGGAAUGAGAAGCCAACUAAGCGACCGACAUUCCGGCAAAUAAUAACAAGACUGGAAUCCAUUGAUAACAGUAUUGGUCAUAAGAGGCGAUGGAAGGUCAAGACACUGAAAUGCUUACAUAAUUUGGAGGCCCUUCUAAAGAAAGAUCAUUCCAGUCCUAGUAGCCAAAGUAAUUCAUCUAGUUCAAAUAGGAGCAUAUGAAGAAUCGAGGAUCAAUCUGCUAUUAGUUUGUAAGUUUGCCAAUGGUUUCCUUUUCCAAUCAGGUAGAGGACGGUAUAGCUUUUCUUAUUUCCAAAAUUUCACAUGUAGCCAAUGAAAAUUCUCUUCCUGAUUUUUAGCUCCCCCUCUGAUUUUGUGGCGUGAAGAUCCUAUUUCUACAAAGUAUUUAUAGCUCUGUACAUUAUGUGCAUAUUGGCAAUCUUAAAUUUCAUCUCUAUUUUAACUUUG
Mangifera indica (mango) is the source of this 2119-nucleotide messenger RNA. RefSeq names its product integrin-linked protein kinase 1-like. The record is from RefSeq and is a predicted model, not a curated record. Gene Ontology annotation, biological process: protein phosphorylation. NCBI's taxonomy places the organism in Eukaryota, Viridiplantae, Streptophyta, Magnoliopsida, Sapindales, Anacardiaceae. The coding region runs from base 500 to 1873 and encodes 457 amino acids. Gene Ontology annotation, molecular function: protein kinase activity; ATP binding; protein binding. The transcript is spliced from 12 exons.